UCGCGUCACAGACACGCGCACAGCUGCUGUGCUGCUCGGCGGAAACUUUCAGGACGUGACCCACAAAGUUCCGACAGCUGUCAAUCAGUCCGGAAAUGUUUCCACCGGCCGUUAAUAAACCACACUAGAGGGGGGCAGAAGCGCGCGCCGACAGGCGACCACCCAUGUCUAAAAGCCCAAAGUGAAGGAGAUGGGCCUGUUCGAACCAGAGCCUGACACACCUGUCACAGUGACGGCGGCGUGUUCGGGUCAGCUGCUGGGCGGCGGCGGCCCCCUCUGCACGGCUCAGUCGGCAGCGAGGAGCCUUCCUGUCAGGACGUUAGCCGCAGUCAGGGCAGUGAAGAAAGACAAAAAGGGGGGUGUGGAGGAGGUAAAGAAGGAGAAGAGGCCCAUCCAGGACAAAGACAGACACAAGCCCUUUGGGAAGACCGCCUGGGUCCCCGUGGACGACGUGUUCAUUCUGAAGUACUAUCCCAGGACUGUCUACGGAGCGGCGGAGGCCAUCCAGAUGCUGAAACGCUUCCAGGUGUUGGACUUCACUCCUCACAAUCAGCCAGUCUACAUCGACCUGAAGCUGGACAUGAAGCUGGAGAAAAAGAAAAAGAUUGACCCCUUUGUGAGCACUGUGCACCUGCCCCACCCCUUCAAGACGGCCAUCAACAGGGUUUUGGUCUUUACCGAGGAUCCAAAUCAAGCCAGAGAGGCCCAGGAAAACGGAGCUGCCGCUGCCGGGGGGGCGGAGCUAAUCCAGCAGGUCCUGGAGGAUGAGAUCUCCGCUGACUUCUACCUCGCUGUUCCUGAAAUCCUGCCCAAACUUUUACCGCUAAAGAACAAACUCAGGAAGAAGUUUCCAAAGAGCAAGAGGGGAACCGUCAGCACCAACAUUCCCAAGACGCUGGAGCUCUUUAAAACGGGACACGAAUACCUGGUGGAGAGCGACUGCUACAUCCGAACGCAGAUAGCCACGCUCAACAUGACAACAGAGCAGAUCUCUGGCAACCUGCAGACGGUCCUGAUGGAUGUGUGCUCACACCGACCGCCCAGUGCAGGGCCCUUCAUCGAGCGGGCGAUCAUGGCCAGUCACACCAGUGAGGCUGUCUGGUUCCACCAUGAGGAUGUUUUACCACACCUGGGGCAGGAGGGGGGCAAAUGAGAUGUCUGCAGAUUGUGGCUGAAAGUUGGACUCAAUAAAGCUGCUGCUGUGUGAUUUCUCA
This is a messenger RNA of Oryzias latipes (Japanese medaka), 1214 nucleotides long. It is a transcript of the gene mrpl1, whose product is annotated as mitochondrial ribosomal protein L1. The record is from RefSeq and is a predicted model, not a curated record. NCBI's taxonomy places the organism in Eukaryota, Metazoa, Chordata, Actinopteri, Beloniformes, Adrianichthyidae.